This is a messenger RNA of Helicoverpa armigera (cotton bollworm), 3029 nucleotides long. RefSeq lists its product as uncharacterized. NCBI's taxonomy places the organism in Eukaryota, Metazoa, Arthropoda, Insecta, Lepidoptera, Noctuidae. The coding region runs from base 75 to 1532 and encodes 485 amino acids. The record is from RefSeq and is a predicted model, not a curated record. The transcript is spliced from 7 exons.
CGCGACUUUCACCGCGCGCCUCAGUCGCCGCCUGGAGCCGAGCGCCGCGCACGCGCACACAGUGAUGCGCCGACAUGGCGGACGCCGAGCGAGCCGACACGUACGACGCGCGCGCCACCACCGCCACCGUCUCCAGCCUCAAGUCCGAGGACUCCACUGAACAGUUGAUAUGUAAAACCCCGCAGAAGAAAGUUAACAAAGUGAAAAAAGACAAGAGUGUAAGUUCUAAGAGUGUGGAAGCGGGCAGUGAUGAGCCGCCUCGCAGGCGCCUCGUGGUGUUCCUGGGGCUGGCGCAGGUGGUGCUGGGCGCGCUGCUGGUGGGCGCGGGCGCGCUGGCCGUGGUGAAGGGCGCGGCGCUGUCGCGCGUGGGCGCGGGGCUGUGGGCGGGCUGCGUGGCCGUGGUGGCCGGCGUGGUGGGCGUGCUGGCCGGCAUCAACGACUGCUACGGCCUCAACGCAGGAGCCAAUGGGAGUCCCCUGCUGACGGCGUUCCUGGCGCUGUCGCUGCUGUGCCUGGCGUGCGGCAACAGCGCGGCCGUGCUCGCCGCCACCGGCCUGCAGCGCGACUCGCUGCGGCAGCCCACAGCGCACGCCAGCUUCGAGGAUGAGAUGGAAGCGUGGACGCCUGUCCUCACAAACAUCGCGCUCCUGAUCAUCGCGAGCGUGCACUGCGUGGUAUGCAUCAUCAGCAUCGCGCACGUGGCCAAGCGCGUGUGUCCGUGCCUGCGCCCCAAGCAGCCCUUCGACCACAACCAGUUCGAGCCGGGCGCUCCGCCCCACCAGCUCGUCAUCAAGGUGGACGAUGUGGCGUACGCUCAGGAUGCCGAGAGAGCGAGGCAUCAUGAGCUCUGUAAGGAGUUAGAGGUUAAACUGCAGGGGGAUACCAUGAAGAAGAAGAAGGAGGAGCCAGAGUUCGGCAGCGCGAACAGCAAGGAGAAGCUGGUAUCCCGCUGGCUGGGACGGCAGCAGACACCGGCGGGCCACGGCACAGCCACGGGGCCCGCUGUGUCGGCUGGGGCCCCGGCGGUGCUGGUGGGCCCGCCCCCCGCCGCGCGCCGCCGCGGCGUGCGCAAGCCGAGGAAGCCGCCGCCGCUCGUGCUGCUCCCCGCGCACCCCGCUAGCACGCUGGGCCGCGUCCCCGCCGCUUGCGUGGUGAUGCCGCCGCGGUAUGCGACGCUGCCGCUGCCGCCUGCGACGUACGCGCCCGGCCCACUCUACUACCCCGUGCAUGACGCUCGCGUGCGCCGUCGUCGAUCGCCGCGCGCGACCACGGAGCGGCGUCGUCGCGAGGGCCGCGAGCGGGAGUCGCAGCUGGCGCGCUCGCUGGAGAGGAUCCACCGCAAGCGCCGCGCCGACCGCGAACACCUCACCGAUGCUGACCUCAAGAGGACGUAUACGGGUCUUGAUAGAGCAUACGCGGAGCAGUUCAUAGCAGUAUGCGACUCAAGCCGGCACGCGGCGGAGCAGCACGACUCGCUGGCCAGCACGUCGGCCACCAGCGACUCCAGCCACUCGCAGCCGGAGCUCGCCUAGCACAGCUUACAUACGUUUUACUUGUAAAAUGUAUGACAACUAACAUUCAGCCCACAGCGAUUACAGGCUAAGCUCGCGCGUCCACUCACUGAACAUAUUCAGUGUCUAAAAUUGACAAAACUAUCUUUGAACAGAACUAUCCUUAAAUGUGUAAAAUGAGUGGUCGCGCAAGUGAGCCUUAAUCUACAUGAUAUUGACAGGUUUUAUAAAUAAAAUAGCGUCAAAUAGCGAUCAUGUACGUAACAAACGAAUGUUUAGUAUUUAGUCAGUAAGAUGUUAAAAUACUCUUCGUUGUAAGUCAACUAACUGUCUAAGCAUAUCAUACCAAACUUAACAAUAUAGCUUUAUAAGGUCGCAAUACGUUAUCGUAAUUUGUAAAUAUUUCCACUAACUUAAUGUUAACAUACAUUAACUGCACGAAUCAUAAUUGGAACAUUUAUCAUAAUUGACAUAUUUCGCUCAUGAUGUGUCUAUUUAUAUCACUGCGUUAUUAUUUUAAUUGCAACAUUGUGUUACUAUUCGAUUGUACUAUUUGGCCUAUAGUUUUAUAUUUGAGUACUCCAAUUUUCCUUUAAACCCUAGAAACCGUCCAUAAAAAUUAAGUUUUCACUCCACUUUAUGUUGUUGUUAGGGCUGAUUUUUCAAUCAUCAGUUAACCUCUAUCUGAAGAAUAAAUAUGGCGGUUUGACAUAUUUCCCAUACAAAAGCUGUCAAAACGUUAAAAAUAUUCCUCUGAUAAAAGUUAUCUGGCGAUUGAAAAAUCAGCCCUUAGAGAAAUACACCAUAUUGUGUACCAAUCAUUUAAUUCAUUUAAAUCAUUAAAGUUUAGCAAUUCAUUCAUCAUUUUGAAUUAGGGAUACGGCAACAAAUGGGCCAGUCUUUAUAGACAUUAAAAUUAGUUAUUUGUACACUUUACUAAUACGUAACAAUCACUAACUUAUGACAAUUUGUAAACUUGUACGUAUCGUCAAAUAUCUGUGUUAUAUACUAAUUUAAGUCUUAUUUAUCUAGUUUUUAUAACAGUCUCUAUUUGCGAAGAUAUUUUCUAUGACAUCUUUAAUGAAAAUUGGUAACAAUUGUGAAAGUUAAAGUUAUCAUAAAAAAUACUUUACACAACUUUAUAUAAAAAUUAUAACAAUUUAGUUCAUAUUCUUAGAUUAUAAUGUCAAGUAGGUACACGUGUGUAUAUAUAAAAGGAAAGUCAUAUGUACCUAAACGGUGCCAAAUUGCGAACCUAUUGGUGUAAAUAUAUGCUUCUAAAUUGUUGCUCAAUUUGUUCUUAUACAAUUGUUGAAAUUAUUUAUUAGGAUUAUUAUUUCGCUUAGCUAUUUAAAAUGCUGUUUUGUAUCUUAUUAGAACUUAUCGUAUUUUAGCGUAGUUUUUAUACGGUUAAUUUUCUCUGUAUAUCUAAGGCUGACAUACGUUUCAUUUGGUUUACGCCUAAGCCUUAAAGUUAGCCAAAAUGUAUCGUGUGUCCCGGUUUCCAAACUAUACGUA